CGUCGAGCCGUCGCCGCUCGUGCGCGGCGGCGCGGCACGGGCUGCGUCGCCUUCGCCGUCCUCGGUUCGUCGCCGUCGUCGUCGCGCCGCCGUCGUUUCCGCUUCGCUUCGUCGUCGUCUUCGCUUCGUCGUCGCCGUCGUCGCGGUCGUCGCCGUCGUCGUCGUCCGAGUUCGGACAUAUACGCGUUUCCCGCCAUCUUGGGUGCCUGCCGGAGGUGGGUUUCUUCGUCGCCGCGGCUGGAUCCGCCUGGGUCAAAGUUCUUGCCAGAACGCGCCCCAGGAAUUAGCAGGGAGGAGUCAUCAUCGUUUUCGUCGUCCUCCUCCUCAGGAUGGCUUGAUCGCGGAGUGGGCCUUGGCCUGGGAGAGCACGCACGUCCUGGCCAAGCUGGUUGCGCCUGUCGACAUCGGCCACUUCGCGCACACGGUUUUCGAGGAGUACUGGCACCUGGCCCCGCACUCCGGCAAGGGCGGGUGCAGCGCGACGGCUCGCUGGGUCAGGUCGCUGGCGAGGCCCCAGGACGUGGCCGACGUCCUGGCCCGCCAGUCCCUGCUGCGCGGCGCCGGGGCGGCCCGGGCCUCGCAGAUGCUGCGGCUCGUGCGCCACCGCGGCGGCGGCGGCGGCCUCGAGGCCCGCGCGGUGGCCGACGACGGGUCGCCCGAGGUGGAGGCCUACCGGGCCUUCAGCGAGGGCUUCUCCGUGGUGCUGACGGGCGUGGAGCGCCUCUUCGAGCCAGCGUUCAAACUAUGUAGCCGCAACACCCGAUGUCCCUGGAGCUGGGCUUGCCCGUCCACGCCAACGCCUACCUGACGCCGCCCGGGGGCACCUCCGCCUUCGGGUUCCACGCGGACCCGUGGUCGGUGCUCGUGCUGCAGACGCACGGCAGCAAGACGUGGCACAUCGGCGGCACCAGGAGAGCGCCCAGACUCACGUGGCCUGUCGGGGUUCCUGGAGACCUACGUGGAGCGGCAGGGCCGCAUCGAGCGGAUCCUCGCGGAGAGCGGGGCGCCGAGCCCAGCGGCGCGGCAGGGGGCGGCGCGGCGCCGCGAGCUGCUUGCCGCCACGGCCUCCUGAGUUGUCCUCCUCCUCCUCCUUCUCCUCCUCCUCCUCCUGCUCCUCCUCCU
Molecule: messenger RNA, 1122 nt
Organism: Prorocentrum cordatum
Lineage: Eukaryota; Dinophyceae; Prorocentrales; Prorocentraceae
Source: the annotation of a GenBank genome assembly